AUGUCGAGUAGAGAUUUCGAAAAUCAAAGCUCGAAACGAAAAUACGAAGAAAAUAAAGAUUUCGAAAACCAAAGUUUGAACCAAGGUUUGAAACGAAAACAUGAGGCAAAUCUCGACUCUAACAAAUCGAUAAAGGUCACAAAAACUUCAACUCCUAAUAGCAGAAUUGUUGCGGAUCACUAUAACAAAAAACCUGAUGUUGGCGUUGAGAAACGAAACGAAUCUACAAUAUUGUUUCUAAAAAAUUUUAAUAAUUGGAUUAAAAGUGUUAUAAUUGGAAAGCAUGUUGAACCAAAUUCCGAUAUUCUCGAUAUGGGCUGUGGAAAAGGUGGUGAUCUUCUUAAAUGGAAGGCCGCAAAGAUUUCUACACUUGUGGGUCUUGACCUUUCUGAUGUAUCAAUUGAGGAUGCCAAAAAGCGUUGGGAGAAUAUUAGAGGUGGUAAACAUCCUGCUGGAUUCCAUGCCGAAUUCCAUGUUUUAGAUUGUUUUUCUAAUCCGAUCACCUCAAUUGCGUCUAUAAAAAAUAAACUGUUUGAUGUCGUCAGCAUGCAAUUUUGUCUCCAUUACUCAUUUGAAACAGAAAACAAAGCACGCAUGGCUUUAAAGAAUGCUUCUUCUAAUCUAAAAGAAGGUGGAUUGUUUAUUGGCACUGUAACUGAUGCCAAUUGGAUCGUCAAAAAACUAAAAACUUUAGACCCAAAGGCGUUGGAAUUUGGUAAUUCGAUAUAUUCUAUAGUAUUCGAACAAAAACAUGAAUUUCCGACCUUUGGUCACAAAUAUAGGUUUAACCUCGAGGAUGCCAUAAAUGACUGUCCUGAAUAUUUGGUCCACUUUCCAACCUUUGAAAAGAUGGCAAGGGAGUAUGGCUUAGAGUUAAUAUACAAAAAGAGGUUUCACGAUAUAUAUAAUGAAUCAAAAGAGGAUCUGCAAUAUCGCGAACUAUUGUACAAAAUGUCUGUAAUUAAACGCAAAGAGCCUAUUGAGAUGAGCGAUGCAGAAUGGGAAGCUGCAGGGAUAUAUAUAGGUUUUGCAUUCAAGAAAGUAAGAACAUAA
Dentiscutata erythropus is the source of this 1053-nucleotide messenger RNA. The record is from the annotation of a GenBank genome assembly. Lineage: Eukaryota; Fungi; Glomeromycota; Glomeromycetes; Diversisporales; Gigasporaceae.